CUAUAAUUAUUGUUGCUUUAAUUCCACAUUCAAUAGCAAAUAAGAGUAAAAAAAUAACUUCAUAUGAAAAAACCAGUUUUGCAGCUUCAACUACCAUUGUUUCUCCUUCAUGAUGAUUUGUUAACCCAUUUUCAUUAGUGAUGAAGCAACAACCAGCAAACAAGCAACAGCUGUUGUGGGCAAGAGUGGUUAUGCGCAAAUGGCUUAACAUGAGUAGCAACGAGCCUGAUUACAGUGCUGAUCCUGAUGAUGAUGUUAAUGAGGAUGACCCUGACAGUGACUCAGACAAUGAAGAGCGGUUUGUGGACAGCAGAGGGGAACAAGCUCCAACGGAAUCAAAUGAAUUUCUUCCAAGGUUAAGGAGGCAAAAGUCAUUAACAUCUAGGUCUCAGUAUAUAAACAACAAGGAACUGAGAGUAUGUGUUGGGACAUGGAAUGUUGGAGGAAAACUUCCACCUGAUGACUUAGAUAUUGAUGAUUGGCUAGGCGUUAACAACCCAGCUGAUAUCUAUGUCUUUGGUCUUCAGGAGAUUGUACCUUUAAACCCUGGUAACAUUUUUGGUGCUGAAGAUACUCGGCCGGUACCAAAAUGGGAAAAUAUUAUUAGAAAUACACUGAAUAGAGUAAGACCAAAAGCACCUAAGGUGAAAUCCUUCAGUGAUCCCCCAUCUCCAUCAAAGUUUAAGCCAUCAGAUGAUGUUCCAGACAUAGAAGAAGAAAUAUUGCUUGAAAGUGAUAGUGAUAUUGGUGUAGAAGUCCAUCCUUUUGAUGAAGAACAGAAUGUUUAUGAUGGAGGGACACAUAAACCAAUUGCAAAUGAAGAAGUCUUGAACCAGAAUUUUCAGGCUUCAGAUGCUGCUGAUACUUCCAACACAGUAGUGCCAGUGGACAAUGAUUUACUGAGACAGUUUUCUUAUCCAAAGAGGUUGAAUAGGCUGAAUUGUUUCCGAGAUGAAAAUUCAUCAGAAUACAAGGAAACAUCAUCUUCUCAACAGGCCAAUAAGCUAUCCAGAAUGAUUAGUAGUUCUGAAAGGAUUGGCUUGAGCUGGCCAGAGCCACCACUACAUCUGCUACCAGAGAGAGCAGCAUUGGAUAGACCAACUUCUUUUAAAUCUAUCAGAUCCUUUAAAGCGUCAAAGUCUUUCAAAACAUAUAAUUCUUUCAAGCCAACCAUAGAUGAAAUAGGCUUGCUUGCUGAAAUUGAUCUUGAAGCUUUAAUGAAGAGGAAAAGGAGGUCAUCAUAUGUAAAGAUAGUGAGCAAACAGAUGGUUGGGAUUUUCAUCACCAUAUGGGUUCGUCGUAGCUUGCGUAAACAUAUUCAGAAUUUAAAGGUGUCAACUGUUGGUGUUGGUGUUAUGGGCUAUAUUGGUAACAAGGGAUCGAUAUCUAUCAGCAUGUCUAUAUAUCAGACACUUUUUUGUUUUAUAUGCACCCACCUUACAGCAGGUGAAAAGGAAGGAGAUGAACAUAAAAGAAAUGCUGACGUCCGUGAGAUACAUCAAAGAACCCAUUUUUAUUCUCUUACUGAUAUUGGAGUUCCCAGAAGCAUCCUCGAUCAUGAAAGAAUAAUUUGGUUGGGUGAUCUGAAUUACCGUAUCAACUUGUCAUAUGAGAAAACAAGAGAUUUUAUAUCAAAAAAGCAAUGGUCAAAAUUGAUUGAGAAAGACCAGCUUGUGAAAGAACUUAAGAAAGGCGUGUUUGAUGGAUGGUCAGAAGGCACAUUAAACUUCCCACCAACUUAUAAGUAUGAGACUAAUUCAGAGAAAUACUAUGGAGAGGACCCAAAGAUUGGGAGGCGCACACCUGCAUGGUGUGAUCGUGUUCUUUCAUAUGGCAAGGGAAUGAGAUUACUUAGUUAUGGAAGGACUGAACUCAAAUUUUCAGACCACAGACCUGUGACUGCCACAUAUAUGGCCGAGGUUGAGGUGUUCUCCCCAAGGAAACUACAGAAAGCCCUGACAUUCACUGAUGCAGAGAUUGAAAAUGAAGAAGUCAUAACAAAUUUAGGGCCAUUGUAUGAAUUCUGAAUGAAGUAUUCAUUGAAUUGAAAGGAGCAACAGUGAUAGCUAUUGCAACUUCUCAAAUUCACAUUGCCACAGCUAUAUUUUCGAUUUCUUCAUUAGUUUUUUUAUUUUGACAUAUUUACUUUUAGAGAAAAUAUUUGUAUGAUUAGUUUAUAUGGUAUCUUACGAAUAAGAUUUUAAGUUUGUUGAUAGAUUGGCUGUAUCAUAUAUAUUUAUUGACUGCUGAACUGUGACUUGCACUGUAAGACUUU
This is a messenger RNA of Abrus precatorius (Indian licorice), 2275 nucleotides long. RefSeq names its product type IV inositol polyphosphate 5-phosphatase 3. Lineage: Eukaryota; Viridiplantae; Streptophyta; Magnoliopsida; Fabales; Fabaceae. Gene Ontology annotation, biological process: phosphatidylinositol dephosphorylation. The transcript is spliced from 12 exons. Gene Ontology annotation, molecular function: inositol-polyphosphate 5-phosphatase activity; phosphatidylinositol-4,5-bisphosphate 5-phosphatase activity; phosphatidylinositol-3,4,5-trisphosphate 5-phosphatase activity. The record is from RefSeq and is a predicted model, not a curated record. Bases 141 to 2027 code for a protein of 628 amino acids.